Ornithorhynchus anatinus (platypus) is the source of this 1220-nucleotide messenger RNA. RefSeq names its product calcium voltage-gated channel auxiliary subunit gamma 6 (gene CACNG6). Bases 1 to 777 code for a protein of 258 amino acids. The record is from RefSeq and is a predicted model, not a curated record. Gene Ontology annotation, molecular function: calcium channel regulator activity. Gene Ontology annotation, biological process: regulation of calcium ion transmembrane transport via high voltage-gated calcium channel; calcium ion transport. The transcript has 4 exons. Lineage: Eukaryota; Metazoa; Chordata; Mammalia; Monotremata; Ornithorhynchidae. Gene Ontology annotation, cellular component: L-type voltage-gated calcium channel complex; membrane.
AUGAUGUGGUCCAACUUCUUCCUGCAGGAGGAGGAGCGGCGGCGCCGGGGCGGGGGGCUGCGGGGGGCGCGGGGGAAGCGGGGCCCGGGCCUGGCCCCGGCCCUCGAGGGCCAGAUCAAGCUGGCGCUGCUGCUGACGGGCGUGGGCGCCACCCUGGCCGUGCUGGCCGUGGGCACCGAGUUCUGGGUGGAGCUCAACACCUACCGGGCCAACGGCAGCGCCGUCUGCGAGGCCGCGCACCUCGGGCUCUGGAAGGUCUGCGCCAAGCGGCUGUGGCAGGAGGACGUGCCCUCCGGCCGGGCCACCUGCGGCCCUGCCGAGCUGCCCGGAGAAGCCAACUGCUCCUAUUUCAAGUUCUUCACCACUGGGGAGAAUGCUCGCAUCUUCCAGAGGACGACCAAGAAAGAGCUGAACCUGGCAGCGGCAGUGCUGGCGGUACUGGGGCUGGGGGUGAUGACGUUGGGCUGCCUCUGUGUCAUCAUGGUGCUCAGCAAGGGGGCCGAGUUCCUCCUCAAACCCGCGGCCAUCUGCUUCAGUCUUGCCGGUGUGCUGCUGCUGGUGAGCCUGGAAGUGUUCCGGCAUGCAGUUCGGGGGCUGCUGGAAGGGGCAACACCCACACCGGCGCCGGCCCUGGAGUACGAGUACUCGUGGUCUGUGGCCUGCGCCCUGGCGGCCGGGACUGUGCUCUUCCUGGGGGGCGGCUGCUUCCUGCUCCUCGCCCUGCCCCCCCGGCCCUGGAAGGCCCCGUGCCUUCGGCGGGGGGAUGGGGACACCUAACUCUUCCCCAUCACUACCCAUGGGCCCUGGGCAGUGUCCCCCAGAAACUGCCCCUUUUCUUCUUCCCCCUCCUUCUCGUCCAAAUCCCCCUCUCCCUAGGAAAAAUAUUUCCUCUCCCUGGGGUACCCCACCCCACCUCAUCCAGACCAACCCCAUCCCCGUCCCCGCCCCCUUCCUCUUGUAAAUAAGCUUUCCAGUUCCUGGAUUUGGGCGGGAUGGUGGAUUGAGGGUCCCCAGUCUCUCCUGGAGCACAGAUGGGCUAAGAGGGUGAGGUCGGUCUGGGCCUCUCACCUCCCACUUUCCUCCUGGAUUAUUUAUUUGGGAUCGAGAUCUUUCUGUGGCUGAUACAUCGGUCGCAGGGAUCCCGGCUUCUGGUCCGUCAACCCCCGCUCACACUUCGCGCAUGAGAUUUUGAUGUUAAAUCUCGGGAAAUGAAACCAUCA